CUACCAAAGACAAUUAUGGGUUGCAAGUUAUCACAGCUAGCCAGUUCGGAGUUCGCCCAUGACCCCUUCAAUAGACCCCCACCGCCGUCGGACCCCCGAUCACCCUUGACCGCUAAGCAGCAGUACUGCAUGCUGGCAUCAUGGAAGGGUAUCUUCAGACAGAUGGAGAAGACUGGAAUCAUCUUAUUCGUGAAAUUAUUUGAAGAGAACGAAGACAUUCAUCACCUCUUCGAGAAGUUCCGCGAACUCCGCACCAAGGAGGCUAUAGUCAGCUCGGCGGAGCUGGCGGAACACGCCACGAAGGUCAUGCAUACCCUGGACGAGGGGAUCAAAGGGUUGUCUGACAUGGACGGCUUCUUCGCGUAUGUCAGGCAUAUAGGCGCCACACAUCGACAGGUGCCGGGGUUUAAGGCGGAGAAUUUCAUGAAAAUCGAGCAGCCCUUCCUGGAGGCGGCGAAGACGACCCUUGGUGACCGGUACACGCCUAACAUCGAGAACAUAUACAAGCUCACCAUCAGGUUUAUCCUGGACAACCUGGCUAAAGGAUACGAAGAGGCCGCUGAAGUGAAUGUUAGUGAGACGUGACUGAAACUCGAAUUAGAUCAGAGCCUGUAGCCAAG
Messenger RNA from Aricia agestis (brown argus), 620 nucleotides. RefSeq names its product neuroglobin-like. The transcript is spliced from 3 exons. The record is from RefSeq and is a predicted model, not a curated record. Gene Ontology annotation, molecular function: oxygen binding; heme binding. NCBI's taxonomy places the organism in Eukaryota, Metazoa, Arthropoda, Insecta, Lepidoptera, Lycaenidae. Bases 16 to 585 code for a protein of 189 amino acids.